Messenger RNA from Photinus pyralis (common eastern firefly), 3262 nucleotides. It is a transcript of the gene Srrm234, whose product is annotated as serine/arginine repetitive matrix protein 1. The coding region runs from base 165 to 2837 and encodes 890 amino acids. The transcript has 10 exons. NCBI's taxonomy places the organism in Eukaryota, Metazoa, Arthropoda, Insecta, Coleoptera, Lampyridae. The record is from RefSeq and is a predicted model, not a curated record.
CGCGUGCGUGUACAUUUGACAGCUGACAAAACAUCAAUAUGGCUUAAUUACGUUUCACGUAAAGCGAAUUUUAUUAAUCCGCUGUUGUAAACCACAUUAGGGCUAAAAACAAAGCAAAAGUGUUACAAUCAAAAGAUUAAGUGACUAUCUACACACGGUUAGACAUGUAUAACGGAAUCGGACUAACGACACCCAGAGGUUCCGGUACCAAUGGGCACGUACAGAGAAAUUGGGCUUUCGUGCGGCCGAAGGAAAAAGACAAAACCUACCGUACCGAAGAGGAACUGUGCAAGCUGGACACGGCGUCGAAUCGACCGCCGAACAAGGAGAUUUUGGAUCACGAGCGUAAAAGGAAAAUUGAACUGAAGUGCGCAGAGUUUAGCGAAAUUCUCGAGGAUCAAGGAUUUUCCGAAGAGGCUGUUAGGAAUAAGGUCAAUAACUAUCGUGUUAUGCUAAUGGGACAUGAUGGGAAAUUGGAUCGACCCAUUGGACACUGGGCGAGAGUAAGCGUUAGCGAAACUCAUCAUUUAGCCGAGGCCCAGAAAGAGAAAAAUGCUCGUUUACGCGAGGCGUUUGGUAUUUCCGAAUAUUUCGUCGACGGAAGCAGUUUUGAUCCAGAUCGUGAGGCCAAAGAGCAGGUGGCACGAUCUGUCGCGAUCCAAGAAAAAGAGCAACAAAAAGCCUUGGAACGGGAACUCCAGAAGGACUUGGAAAAAAUGCAAACCACACGUUACGAACUCGUACACACACCCAGCCCCGAGCCACCUCCCAUCGAAACCAAGAAGAAGAAAAAACGCAAAACAAAAGAGAGCUCCUCAUCCGAUGAGAAGAAGCGAAAGAAGUCGAAGAAGCGUAAAAAAGAAAGAUCGACGAAAUCCAAAGAAACAAAGAAGAAAUCCAAGAGUAAGCAUUCCGGAAAUUCAUCCGAUAGCGACUCGUCCCAGUCGGACGAUUCCAAUAGUGACGACGAUGACAGGCGCAAGAAGAAGAAGCUGAAGAAAAAGGAGAAAAAGAAAGUUGCCAAGAAGAAACGAUCUUCUAGUGAAAGUUCUCGUGAAAGAUCGCCUAUUCCUCCUCCUCCUCCAAAACUGACUGACACAGACAAAAAUAGUGUCAGGGUAAAAAACUCUAGUAGAGACAACGAAGUACAAAAGAUAAGCGUUGAUCAGGAAUUAAAACGUGGUCACGAGAAGUACGACCUCAACAAAAAUCGUUCCGGGUCCCCAAAACAUUCGAGACACAGAAAAGAAGAGAAAUAUCACGAAAGUUAUCGAUCAAGAUCGAGAACUCCGGAGAAGAGGUAUUCGAAAUCCUACAGAGAGGAGAGACACCAAACAAAUCACGUGCAGGAGGACGGCAAGUUUUCUAAUUCCAGAACUAAAUCGCCCAACUACAGAAGCCACAAAGAGAGACAUAGGUCGCGCUCUCCCGUUUCCCAUAAUAACAAGCGAUCCAGCCCGACACACGAUUACAGGCGAAGGGUCGAUCAAGAUCACAAAUACUCGACUGCUCGGAAAUCGCCCGAGAAGCAUUCGGAAAAGCCACAGUCGCCCGUCGCAAGAAGACGAUCUCCCGAGCCGAAACGAUCUCCAGAGCCUAAAAGGCGAGAAUCACCUCCGCCUAGGAAAGGUACGUACCGCCCGUCGCCUGAGCGUCGAAGAAGUUCAUAUGAGAAACGUGACCAUGACCGAUACCAAAAAAGGUCUAGGUCUAGGAGUGCCGAGCGUCCUAAGAAGCACAGUGAACCCAAGAGAACCAAGUCAAAUUCUAUUCAUAGAUCGCCCGAUUUGAACCGUGGCAAAGUCGAGGAACCCAAGUGUAAUUCUAGUCAGAAUGGUAGAUCGCCCGAAACGUCAAUGGAGACGCCACCUAGGCUAGAAGCGCCCAAGGUAAAUCACAGUUCCGAAUCCCAAAUUAAAACCCCACCCAGGGAAUCGCCAAGGACCGGACCGAAACGUAGCGCGGAAAAGUCGCCCAAACGCAAAGGCCGCCAGCAAAUGCCCGUGGUUCGCCUCCGAUCGUCGAGCGAAGACGAGAAGUCCGACCACGACAACGAGAACGUCGACGAGGAGCGCGAGAAGGAGCUGCGCGUGCUCCGUCUGCUAAAGUCGGGCCUGGCGGCGAAGGCGAAGGAGUCGCUCGAGAGGAAAAUUCCCAAGCUGAGGCAGGAGAGGGCGCCGAAGUCGACAGUCGAGAAGUUCUCGAGUCCGAAGGCGCCGGAGCAGAGGCCGACAAUCCAACCGGACAGUUUCGACAUUCGCGUUCUGCCGCUCAAAUCGAGCGAAACGGUCGAGAAGGGCGUCACGAAGCAGACGCGGAAUUACAACUGCAACGAAUUCGUGCUGCACAAAAACGAGACGACGAGUAAGAAGUCGACGAGCAGCAGCCGGUCGAGGUCGAGGUCCCAUACCAAAUCGAACAGCAUGUCUAAGGUUAAGAAGUCCAAGUCGAGAAGCUCGUCGCGCUCUUCGUAUAGCAGAUCGUCAUCAUCAAGCAGUAGCCAUCACACGACGUCCAGAUCACCAUCGCGAGCGCAUAGCAGUCGCUCGCGAUCGCGAAGCACCUCGCGCAGUACAAGCUCCGAUUCCUCGAGGUCUCGUUCCCCUUCCAUUCCUAGACGUCACGGUUCGCCGAGCUUUCUCGACCGGCGUAGGAUAACGAGUGCACGCAAACGACCUAUUCCGUACCAUCGUCCGACACCUUCUUCGCCUUCCACCGCAAGCAGCUACAGCAGUAGCCCUUGGUACAACAGAAAUCACAGCUCCAGUAGAAGCAAUUCAAACACGAGUACUUCGAGAUCGGCAACGAGAUCGCCUUUACCUCUACUGUCACCAUAAAACAUUAGCCGACCAAAUUUGUGUAUAUUUGUUGUAAAUUAUUUAAAGAAAAAGGUAUGGGAAUUUGUUAUAAAAUACUCAUUCAAGCUACAUUUUCGGAGUGCAAUAUUUUUUUAAUUUAUUUGAGAGGAAUACUCCUUUUUUUUGUACAUAGAAAUUUAGUUACUACUUAGAACAGGGCAUGCUUGUUUUGUGCAAUCUUCUGAGAAGACUCCACUUCGUAUUCAUUCCAAUUCUAGUCAUAAACGGUGUGAUAAAGAUUUAACUUAUUUAAUUUAUUAAAGAGCUUCAAGGUUAUUGAAGGACGCAAUUUGCAAUAGGUAACGUAGGGUCUUAUGUUUUCUCUAUUUACAAAAUGUAUCUCAAAGAGCAUUAGUACGUAAAUACUUGUUAGCUAAGUGAGUAAAUAUAUCCUUACAGCCGUU